AUGCCUUCAAUCGUUGAGACCCCGCAAAAAAGCAAGAGUCUCCUGGAGCUUCUCCCUGGGAACCUUCCCCAUGCCAAGAUACCCACCAACAUCAACUUGGAGGCAGUUGCGGCCCAAGUUCUCAAGUCGUUCCCCCACCUCGAGAAACGCCACUUUACACCAGACGCCAUCUGGCGUGACACGUAUGCCUUGUCAGGAACCAUCCGUACGUUCUAUUUUGAUGAAGCUCUUGCAACAGAAUGGUCUACACUCAGCAAUAGCCACGGUGUCUCCUCUUUUUCUCUUGUCCCUGGUUCUGCAAAGGUUUAUAGACUUGAGGGAGGCGCGGAAUGGGUUGAUUGCAAGUUCAUUUUCCAUACAACCACACCGGCAACUGAAUGCUCUGGUAUGCUCUCACUCGUUCCAUCACAAGAUGGGUCAUGGAAAAUCUGGGUUCUUCGCACGAUCCUUGAGCAGCUCAGCAACCACGGCAAUGUAGAUUCAAUGGAACCUACUAGCGUCUUGGUUAACGGUAACGGCCGUCUUCAUUAUGACGCAGUGAUUAUCGGAGGUGGUCAGAGCGGUCUCAGUACUGGCGGGCGCUUGCAAGCUCUCGGGGUUUCGUAUGUCAUACUUGAGAAAAACGCCCAGGUUGGUGAUGCAUGGGGAUUGAGAUACGAGUCAGCCCGUUUGCAUACUGUGCGCGAAUAUUCUCACUUGCCUUUUGAUAGAACCUUUGGACCCGAGUAUGGCGAAUAUCUAGGUAAAGACGAGCUGGCUAAGGGACAUAAGAAGUGGGCGGAGAAAUACGGCAUCAAUAUCUGGUGUUCCACAAACGUGAAAUCAGGUUCCUGGGAUGAGGCAUCCAGAGCCUAUACUCUUGACGUCGUUAAGGAAGGACGUCCCAUGCAGAUUUCAACGCGACAUGUCGUCAUAGCCACAGGCGCAGGGUCGCAGACCCCCGUGCUACCAACAAUCUCCAACAGAGAAGCGUUCAAAGGAGUAGUGUUGCAUUCUGCCGACUACUCAACCGCGCAGGCCUGGGCUGAAAAGACUGGCAUUGUGGUUGGCACUGGAAAUACAGCACACGAUGUAGCCGACGAUAUGUACGAAGCCGGUAUGGAAGUGACGAUGGUUCAGAGGAGCCGUACUUUUGUACUUCCAGCCGAGUUUAUUAAAGAGCGAUAUGAUCUCAUAUACAAUGCCCAGAUUCCCACCGAAAUCAGUGACCGAGCGAUGUUCACCCAGCCAGUGUCAAUUGCUCGUCUGCUCUCGUCUAAGACAUUCCAUGCUAUGGCCCGGUCACAACCGGAAAGAUACGAUGCCCUCGAGCGUGCUGGCUUCAGGGUUGAUCCUUUCGGAGAUAUUCAAGACGCCAUUAAUAUCCGUCUGGGCGGACAUUACAUUGAUGUCGGGACGUCUGCCAAAAUUGGAAAAGGCCUGAUCAAGGUUAAAUCUGAUGCCGCCGCAUCAAGGUAUACGGAACAUGGGCUGGCCUUCUCAGAUGGGUCUGAAAUCAAGGCCGAUGUGAUCGUCCUUGCAACUGGUUUCGUGGGUAACCUCCGACAGCAUGUGGACAAGAUCUUUGGCUCAGCUGUUGCGAAGAGAGCUGGAGACUGUUUCGGCCUGAACAGUGAAGGCGAGGUUCUUGGAGCUUUCAAACCAUUGGAGCAACCCGGGAUAUGGUAUAUCGGCGGUGCUCUCGGCCACGCUAGAUAUUAUUCUCGCUUUAUUGCAUUGUCUAUCAAGGCCGAUGCUAUAGGGCAACCAUUGCCUGUUUACCGAGAUCACAUGUUUAGAAUUGAUUAA
Molecule: messenger RNA, 1788 nt
Organism: Fusarium tjaetaba
Lineage: Eukaryota; Fungi; Ascomycota; Sordariomycetes; Hypocreales; Nectriaceae
Product: dimethylaniline monooxygenase (n-oxide forming)
Exons: 11
Coding region: 1-1788 (595 amino acids)
Molecular function (GO): flavin adenine dinucleotide binding; monooxygenase activity
Source: RefSeq, a predicted model, not a curated record